Aplysia californica (California sea hare) is the source of this 2180-nucleotide messenger RNA. RefSeq names its product L-amino-acid oxidase-like. The transcript is spliced from 10 exons. The coding region runs from base 168 to 1778 and encodes 536 amino acids. Gene Ontology annotation, molecular function: oxidoreductase activity. NCBI's taxonomy places the organism in Eukaryota, Metazoa, Mollusca, Gastropoda, Aplysiida, Aplysiidae. The record is from RefSeq and is a predicted model, not a curated record.
UUAUCAAAAACAAUAUAUUAACAAAAUCAGGUCUUUGUGUCGCAAUCACUACAAACACCCGUCUCCGGUAUAAAACGUGUGAAUUUCUCUUUGGAGAUACGCUUUUACAAUACACACGAGUGUCAGGAAAAGGAAGAGUGGAAUCAGCAGGAAAUCGUGUAGAAAUUAUGACCCGAGUCCUGAGACUGGCGUACACCAUCAUAUUCAUAGUUCCUUUUCUACAUGUGGAGGCCAAUGACAACCCCGGCGUCUGCGAAAAAUCAAUCGAUGUCGCCAUCGUGGGCGCGGGGAUAGGUGGCGCCAACUCAGCUUACAUGCUCCGAGAUGCCGGUCUGUCCAUCCAAGUGUUCGAGUACUCGAACCGGAUUGGCGGCCGUUUGUACACAAGCUCUCUACUCGAGGCACCAGACGUGAACCUGGAGCUCGGCGGUAUGCGCUUUGUCGGUGGCGUGCAUAAAAGGAUGCAGAAGAUUGUAAAAGAACUUGGACUGACCCAGACAGUGUUCCCCGAAGGUUUUGGUUUGCGGAACAGGACGACUUACUUCCUCAGAGACGAGAGCCUCAACAUCACUCAGCUUCUCACGGGAGAUUUACCUUACAAUCUCACCGCCGAGGAAGACGCCAACAGACAUCGACUAUUGAUUUUCUAUGUGGAGAAACUCACAGGUCUCAAAAAAGGCAACUCCCCUCUGCCCCGAAACCAAAUCAUGCAGCUGAGGGCGCCAGACGGCCGGUACCUGUUUACCCUCAGUUUAGAGGAGGCUCUCGACCUUGUGGCCAGUGAGGAAGGAAAGGCGUUUUGUCUGGCCAAAUACUUUGUGUUUGAGAAAUACGCCGCUAGCAACAUCUCGGCCGCCAUGAUGAUAGACUCAGUUCUUGGAGCUCAAACUUUCGGUGCUGGAGUGUACACCGUGAAGGAAGGAAUGUCCGCGGUUCCUCAGGGACUUAUAAAGGCUUUUCUCGCUGCCAACAACAGCCAUUCCUUGGAACUCAAUCGGCAGCUUCUCAGCAUUCAUCGCACGAGUGAUCAAGCCAUGUAUAUACUUACAUUUAACCGAACUCAAACAGACGAGGAUGGCUUUACGAAAGCAACGGAUGAGCAGCAUGUUGUGUGUGCCAAGAGAGUGAUCCUAGCACUGCCUCACCACGCUCUCUCUAGGAUUCAGUGGAGACCUCUCAGGGAGGUCCGGGUGCGCAAUGCACUGUAUGCACUCAUGUGUCGAACAGCGAGCAAAGUGUUUAUGACUUUUAGCAACCAAUGGUGGCUAAGUGGCACAAACCCUUCCUACUACGCCUACUCCGACACCUCAUUUCUUACGGCAAUAGACUGGAAGCGAUCUGCGACGACUGGUAACUACAUUCUCCUCACAAGCUACAGUACUGGCAACAAUACCGAGUUUUUUCAUCGACUUCAGAGUCACGGCGACCAAGGUAAAGGAAAUGGAACAAUCAAAGCGUCGGCCUCCCUGACAAAUGAGGUUUUAGAGGAGUUAAGCCAUGCCUUUGGUCUUGCCCGGACAGACAUCCCAGAACCUUUGUCCAGCUGGGUUCAGUUCUGGGACGCCUACCCCUUCGGCUGUGCAUGGAGAUCGUAUCGACCUGGUUUCCGCUUUGAUGAGGUCACAGGGAUCCUGCGACGUCCAUCGGUCUCUGAUGACGUGUUCGUCGUCGGCUCUGAUUUCUCCUGGGGUGAACUACUCCACUGGUCUGAAGGAGCUUUAGAGACAUCUGAGAUCGUUGUUAACACUUACUUCACUCAGAUGUUCCCUAGAAUGUGACACUAUUUCCCUUCUAACCCACGAUGAAAUCUUGUUGUUCUAGAUGAGUUCGGAUAAGUCAAGACAACAAGGCGCAACUUUCUAUUCAUACGUAUAGUGGGCAAAAACCCAUUUCAUCUCAUAGUCCCCAAAAAUGAAAGAGCAAAAUGUUCAAUGCAUUGUUCCCCAAAAUGGACAAGCUGAAUUCAAGCCAGACUUUCUCACGAAUGUGAUAGGUUACAUCUUAAUCUACUGUCCUCCUCGAGCCUGUGUGGUAUAACAAUUUCUAUUCACUAUACCAUGACUUUUCUUUUACUUAAAUUAAGCAUCAGAUGUAUGUAAUGUGUUAUAACACUCCGGCUAUAUAACUGAAUAGAAGUCAAAAUAUACAAAUAACAAAAUAAAAUUAAUGAACUAACAGGA